Molecule: messenger RNA, 3253 nt
Organism: Carica papaya (papaya)
Lineage: Eukaryota; Viridiplantae; Streptophyta; Magnoliopsida; Brassicales; Caricaceae
Source: RefSeq, a predicted model, not a curated record
AACCGGGACAAGAAGCUCGUUGCCCAUUUUGGCGGGCAGACGGCUGAUCAUGAGCGUCUUCUCCACCUCAUCUUCUCCUACCUUGUCAAAGGUCUCAGUGAUAAAGAAACGCCUUCUUGAAGGCUUCACCUCCUUCAAGCAGAUCAAGCAUGUCCAUGCAAUGCUUCUCCGUUUCGGCCUCGACCAAGACAACUACCUCCUCAACAUGAUCUUCAAGCACAUUUUUCAUUUCGGCAACACAGUGUACGCUUUCCUCCUCUUCUCUCAGAUUAAAACUCCCAACAUCUUUUUAUGGAACACCUUGCUUCGCGGCUUCGUCUCUAACGAUUGCUUUCAUGAAGCUAUUAACUCUUUUGUUUCUAUGAGGAGGAAUGGCUUUAUGCCCGACAGUUUCACCUUCCCUUUCGUCCUAAAGGCUUGUGCGAGAGUUUCCCGUCUUGAACUGGGGCUGAAAGUUCAUGCUCUUGUAGUCAAAGCGGGGUUUGAUUACGAUGUGUUUGCUAAGACCAGUUUGCUUUCUUUGUAUGCUAAAUGCGGGUGCUUGGAUCAUGCACUCAAGGUUUUCGACGAUAUUCCUGACAAAAAUGUCGUUUCUUGGACCGCAAUCAUUUGUGGGUAUAUUGAGGCUGGGAAGUAUAAGGAAGCUGUUGAUGCUUUCCGUAUGUUAUUGAAAAGAGGUGUGAAGCCUGAUAGUUUUACGAUUGUUCGGGUUCUGUCUGCUUGUGCUCAUUUAGGGGAUUUGGAAAGUGGGGAGUGGGUAGAUAGAUACGUAUCAGAGAUUGGGAUGGCGAGAAAUGUUUUUGUGGCUACUGCUUUGGUGGAUUUCUAUGCCAAGUGUGGAAAAAUGGAGAAAGCUCGAGUUGUGUUUGACUGGAUGUCUGAGAAGGAUGAAGUUUCUUGGAGUACUAUGGUUCAGGGUUAUGCAUUUAAUGGGUUGCCAAGAGAAGCUAUAGACUUUUUUUUCCAGAUGCUGAGAGAAAAUCAAAAGCCUGAUUGUUAUUCAAUUGUUGGGUUUCUCUCUGCUUGUGCCAGGCUUGGAGCUCUAGAAUUAGGAGACUGGGCCAGCAGUUUGAUGGACAGAAAUGAUUUCUUGUCUAAUGCAGUUCUGGGAACUGCUUUGAUCGACAUGUAUGCAAAAUGCGGGAGCAUGGCUCGAGCCUGGCAAAUUUUUAGAGAGAUGAAGGACAGAGACCGAGUGGUUUGGAAUGCUGCAAUUUCUGGGCUUGCCAUGACAGGACACGUUAGACCUGCGUUUGCUCUUUUUGGCCAGGUGGAGAAAUCAGGUAUUCAACCUGAUGGUAACACUUUUGUGGCUUUGCUUUGUGGGUGUACUCAUGCCGGUCUGGUUGAUGAAGGGCGUAGAUAUUUCAGUAGCAUGAGACGUGUGUUUUCCUUGACUCCCACGAUUGAGCAUUAUGGAUGUAUGGUGGAUCUUCUUGGCCGUGCAGGUUUCUUGGAUGAAGCUCAUCAAUUGAUCAAAGAUAUGCCAAUGGAGCCUAAUGCCAUUGUUUGGGGAGCUUUGUUGGGUGGAUGUAGGCUACAUAAGAAUACUGAAUUAGCAGAACAUGUACUGAAGCAACUCAUUGCAUUUGAACCAUGGAAUUCUGGAAAUUAUGUUCUCUUAUCAAAUAUAUAUUCAGCGAGUCACAAAUGGGAUGAUGCUGCAAACAUUAGACUGAUCAUGAAGGGAAGAGGGAUCCAAAAAAUUCGUGGAUGCAGUUGGAUUGAAGUAGAAGGAGUUGUUCAUGAAUUCCUUGUGGGUGACAAAUCCCACCAUUUAACAGAGCAAAUAUAUGCAAAACUUGAGGAAUUAGCAAAGGGCUUGAAAGCAGCUGGUUUUGUCCCUACAACGGAUUAUGUGCUGUUUGACAUAGAAGAGGAGGAGAAGGAGCAUAUGCUUGGCUUCCACAGUGAAAAGCUGGCUAUUGCAUUUGGUCUAAUCAGCACAGCUCCUACGAAUGUGAUUAGGGUAGUGAAAAACCUUCGUGUAUGUGGUGAUUGUCAUGAGGCCAUAAAGCUUAUUUCCAAUAUUACUGGCAGAAAGAUAAUUGUCAGGGAUAACAACCGAUUUCAUUGUUUUGUUGAGGGAUCAUGUUCAUGCAAAGACUAUUGGUGAUAUUAUUAUUUGAACUUUUUGGUUGGAUAAAGCUUAAGCUGAAACGGAACCAAAAGGGUCAUGUUCAGAUUAAUAAACCAACCACACUGACAGAACAAAGGUGAUAAACAAUGAGGCUUAGAGGCAAUAUGAGCUCUUUAUAUUAUCUCAUAGCAUUGAGAUUACAGGCUAUGGCAUAAAAAUGGAUUUUCAAGGAUAACUUUAUGCCCUUCCUCCUCAACAUCCAAAUCUGGGUCUUGCAAGUUUGUUACAAAAGAUAAAAUAAAUUGCCAGAUCCAAAGCCACAGCUUGGCUGAAUUUAGAGGAUGCCUCAAUACAGAUGAGAGGUACUUUUUUUUUUCCUGUCGAAAUUCAUACAUUUCAUAAAACAAACUCCUAUGAAGACACAAGGAAACAUAUGACCCGACUCGAAUCCACAACCAAUAAGAGAUCUCGAACGUAGGACCUUAAAUACAAUUGGUCUGUAAGUCUCUUUCCUUCUCACCUUUUAUUGGCAUCUGACUUCUUUUUCUCUCCUAAUAUCUUUUUUUUUUUCUUUGGUUGCACAGGUCACAGAGUACAAUGGGAAUAUAGUUCUUUCUGAUUGUCAGUUUCCUUUCCUAUGUUUCUUGUUAUAUGAUCUAAACCAUUGAUUUUGUUUCUUUUUAAAAAACUUGUUAUUGAGUUCUCUAGUUCUGUUUGUAUACAUUUCCUCUAAAUCUAUGACAUAAUGACAUAACUUUGCCUUUUGCUUUUAAGAAAAUGUAUAUCGACUCUUGGGCUUUUGUAAUUUAUGUUUCAGUUACUGGAACAUGAAUUAGCAUUAUCUAUUGUGUAUUUAUGUUAGCAAACGAUUUUGAAUGACUUACAAGUAUUUUGAGUUUUCAUUUAUUUUAGCAAAUUCACGAUUACAAUGUGUUAUCUAAAGAAAUUUCUUACUAUAUGUUUAGCGAUUUAUUUAAUCAGAAUAAGAAAGCUUGAUAGGAUUGGCAUGAAUGGCUGGAAACGAUGCUCUUUAGUGUUCUGUACAAUGAACAUAGUCAAUGUUUUUCUUCUUUAUACAAAAACUUCUUUUCAAAAAAGUUUAUUUUAUGUUCAUUUUAAAUGCUAUUCUGCAGUUCCUGGAGAUAUUUCAUUCUCUCCCCAUGUAUACUUACU